This is a messenger RNA of Cyanidioschyzon merolae strain 10D, 447 nucleotides long. RefSeq names its product 40S ribosomal protein S15. The transcript has a single exon. Gene Ontology annotation, cellular component: cytosolic small ribosomal subunit; ribosome. The record is from RefSeq and is a predicted model, not a curated record. Gene Ontology annotation, molecular function: structural constituent of ribosome; RNA binding. Gene Ontology annotation, biological process: ribosomal small subunit assembly; translation. The coding region runs from base 1 to 447 and encodes 148 amino acids. Lineage: Eukaryota; Rhodophyta; Bangiophyceae; Cyanidiales; Cyanidiaceae.
AUGGACGAGGAAAGCUCAUCAGCGCCUAAGAAGCGAACUUUUCGCAAGUUUUCCUAUAGAGGUGUAGACCUGGAGGCACUUCUUGCGCUGCCGCACAAUGAAAUGGUGGAGCUCUUACCAGCACGCGCUCGGCGGAAGCUCGCGCGUGGCCUGGACCGUCGGCAGACCUCGCUCAUAAAGAAAAUUCGAAAAGCGAAGGCCGAAGUCCCUGAUGAGUUCAGCAAGCCGGAGAUUGUGAAAACGCACUGCAGGAACAUGAUCAUAGUUCCGGAGAUGAUCGGUGCACGCCUCGGAGUUCACAACGGGCGCACCUUCAACGAGGUUGAAAUCCGCGGGGAUAUGGUUGGCCACUACCUUGGCGAGUUCAGUUUGACGUACAAGCCAGUUAAGCACGGGAGGCCAGGUAUUGGUGCCUCAUCGUCGUCACGUUUCAUCCCGCUUAAGUAA